Heterostelium album PN500 is the source of this 1449-nucleotide messenger RNA. RefSeq lists its product as uncharacterized. The transcript is spliced from 3 exons. NCBI's taxonomy places the organism in Eukaryota, Evosea, Eumycetozoa, Acytosteliales, Acytosteliaceae. The record is from RefSeq and is a predicted model, not a curated record. The coding region runs from base 1 to 1449 and encodes 482 amino acids.
AUGGAAGGCAAUGUAAAUGUUAAACAUAGAUUGGUCCAACUACCUCAUUUUUUGUUAUCAAAUAUCAUAAAUUUACUUGAAUUCGAUAUUGAUAGAUUAUGCUUUGCUUUGACGUGUAAGAGAUGGCUCAAUGAAAGGGAUAGCUAUCUUACACUGAAUCAUCACAAUUCAUUACUACCCAAGGUACAAUCGAUUGAAUAUAUCAAAGGAUUCUGUCUCAUCUCCUUCAAAAAACAAUUUGAACAAUCAAGAAAUCUUGCUGUUAAAACACGUUUAAAAUAUGCAAUCAAUGGUACCAAUCUUCAUCUCAUCAGUAAAUCAUUCAUUCCAAAAUUUAAAAUCAAUACAAACGAUUAUUUUGUAUUCUUUGAUCAAAUUAAAGAUUAUUUUACAAUACCAAAGUCAGUAAACUUAUUCUAUUUACAUAAUGAUAUCAAUUUGAAAUUGAUUUAUGAUGCAAUUGCCAAAUCGAAUGUUGAUACCUUUAUAUAUAAUCGUUGCAUACAGGUUUUACAACCUGGUGCGCUGCCACCCAAUAUUCGCACAUUGAAAUUCUAUCACAAUAUUUGUCCUCUGCAGCCUGGCUGUCUACCGCCAAACUUGACUAGCUUGACAAUGUCCAACCCAAAGACACUCCAGAUCGGUGUGCUACCAGAGUCGUUGGAACAUCUCGAUCUCUCGAACAGCGGAUACAUCAACAAUGAUUUCCUCACGGUAGGAACGCUGCCUCCAAACCUAAGAUCUAUAACAUUCGAUCAUCAUUUCCAACAACAGAUUACACGUGAGAUGCUACCGUCCAUCCGUUUGGAGACUAUCGUCAAUCUACCGAGACAUUCGCUCGGCGAGCUACCGCAAUGCGUGACAACGGUCACUCUCAGUGCCCCAAAGCUUAUGACACCCUUACCCUUACCACCACUUCAGGCCGGUGAAAUUCCAACGACUCUGACCUCGCUUGACUUUGGCUUCAACUGUAUCGAUGUCGACUUUGCCUUGAUACCUACGUCCAUCAAGAUAUUGAAUCUCGGUUCGGUGCGUCAAAUCAACCAUAGAAACAAACUACCGGAAUCCAUAGAAGAGCUUUCAUUCGGUGAAGGAAUGAACCCCGUAAUCAAAGAGGGUAGCAACUUCAUUCCGAAAUCGGUGCGAAAGUUGGUCUUACCAAAGUACAAUCACUCUAGGAUCGAGUCGAUUCCAAAGGGAAUCGAAUGGUUUGCUUUCAAUCACUACUGUCGUAUUGAAUCGAUACCAGACACAGUUAAACUCAUACGUUUUGACUACAAACAUCUUAUGGAUACAACAUUCACCUUUGAAAUCCGAAGAUUAGCAGCUGACUUGUACUUGAUCGUCGGUGACAAGUCAACACCGUUUUGCGGAUUUGUAAAUUCUGUAUUCUUAAAUUUCUCAUUCUACAAAAAAUGUACACAAAUAACCGAAACCUUUACAAAAUAG